Molecule: messenger RNA, 900 nt
Organism: Diversispora eburnea
Lineage: Eukaryota; Fungi; Glomeromycota; Glomeromycetes; Diversisporales; Diversisporaceae
Source: the annotation of a GenBank genome assembly
AUGUCUCCCUCACAGAACAAAUUAUUCUUUAAAUGGUCCGAGGCGUUUGAUUCAGCAAGACACAAGCUUCUCGCUAUCAGGCAACAAGAAGGAAUCGAAGAAGUAAAACGAAAGGGAAUUAUUAUUGACAAAAACGUAUCACUUUCAACUUAUCUUGAGUUUUGUAAAGGAGAACCAAGCAUUUCUGUCAAACACCAUUUAAUCGACGGAAAAAUCGAAGCCUACGAAAUGCCUCUCGACCCUCACUCACUGAUACAAGCAAAGUUAACUAAUAUUAUGGAUAAUUGGAAUGAUCAGUUGCUAGCUAUGGGUGAAACGGAUAUUAUCGUGAAUGCGAAUAGUGUCUAUCGUCCUGAUAUUUGUGUUCGACCAGUAAAUCGCCGACGACCUUCACGCGCACAAGCAAUCAAUUCAACGGGACUCCCAUAUCCAACUAUGGUGGUGGAAAUUGGAAGUACCGAAAGUUUGAACCAUAUGCAUGAUAAAGUAGCAAAUUAUUUUUCUGUACGGACUACUAUCCAAAUUUAUUUAGCCAUCAAGUUGUACUUACGUCUCCAGAAUAAUACUUUUGCGCUUCUUGCACUGCUUUACUUACGUAACAAUCAAAAUCCAACAAUACCUGUAAUUGCGAAGUCUUUCGGAAUAGCAUCUCUUAGCAAUAUCUCGCGAGCAUAUCUUCUAAAUACUAUACGCGUUCCAGUCAAUAUGAUUACUGGUGUCGAUGACGAAUUUGGCGGGAUUCCUUGUAAUGGUGCAAAUAUUCCUGGAUAUCAAAUAGAUAUUCCUGCUGAAUUACUUUUUAACGAUGUUCCUGACGGUGUUCCUGGCGAUGCACCCGUUAACUUUAAUAUAGAUCUAUGGAAAUUACAAAACCGCAUUUCAGUGGGUCUAAGUCUAUAA